Molecule: messenger RNA, 1558 nt
Organism: Ilyonectria robusta
Lineage: Eukaryota; Fungi; Ascomycota; Sordariomycetes; Hypocreales; Nectriaceae
Product: alpha/beta hydrolase fold domain-containing protein
Exons: 1
Coding region: 107-1144 (345 amino acids)
Source: RefSeq, a predicted model, not a curated record
CCUUCCAUCCCGCACCAUCCACUCGUAGCCCCCUCUCUCUUCCCCUCUCCCUUCACCGCUGCAACGCUCAACACACUCGCUUUGAUAACAUUGAGGCACCUUCGCCAUGAGGUUCUCUCUCCUUUCCACUCUGUCGGUCGGCCUCCUCUCAGCCGGCCUUGUUGCCGCUCAGGCCAAUGGAACUAUCUACGAGGGUACCGUCGGCGAGGACCUCAAUGGCUCCAACUUCACAUAUCCCUACCCCGUGAAGCUGUUCAGGUUUGAGAGCCAAUUUGAGAACCUCGAGAUGGCCUUUAUGGACGUCUGGCCCAGCAACAAGUCCAACGGCAGGACGGCCAUCCUGUUCCAUGGAAGGAACUUCUGUGGCGCCACUUGGGAGGGCACCAUCAACGCUUUGAAGAACGAGGGGUGGCGUGUCAUCGUGCCCGAUCAGAUUGGCUUUUGCAAGAGCUCGAAGCCUGUGGGCUACCAGUUCAGUCUUCAUCAGUUCGCCUGGAACACUCGCGGGCUGCUUGACGCGCUCGACAUCGACAAGGUCACCGUCAUCGGCCACUCCAUGGGCGGCAUGCUCUCGACCCGAUUCUCUCUGCAGUACCCCGAGACGGUGGAUGACCUUGUCAUGGUUAACGCCAUCGGAUGGGAGGACUACAUUCAGAAGGGCGUUCCUUACAUCAGCAUCGACAAGACUUGGGUGACUGAGUCGGCAUCCAACUUUGCCUCGAUCAAGAACUAUGAGAAGACGACCUAUUACGUCGGCGAGUGGAAGGACGAGUACGACACGUGGGUCAACAUGCUUGUCAACAUCUACUACGGCUCCGAGCGCGAGAACUACGUCAAGAUCCAGGCCAAGAUUGUCAACACGGUCCUCACCCAGCCCAUCGCCCACUAUUUCGGAGACAUACAGGCCCGAACCCUGGUGAUGGUGGGCGAGAAAGACAUCACUGCCAUUGGGUCUGCCUGGGCGUCCAAAGAAGUUGCUGCAACACUCGGCCAUUUUGACGUCCUCGGAAAAGAGGUUGCCUCUCAGAUCCCCAACGGCCAUCUCUUCAAGUUCCCCGACCUGGGACAUGCGCCCCAGAUCUCCCAACCUGAGCGCUUCCACCGCGCGUUACUGCGUUUCUUGAACAAGAAGCCCAAGAACUAAUGUCACUGCUCGCGAUGUAUGUGGCAAAAGAACUUUGAAUUUUAAAAUGUUCUGUAUUCAAUUCCAGUCCAUGGCGCUUCUUAAGCACCAGGCCAAGGGGAACGACUUGGAUGCAAAUUAUUUGCCUGUGAUUCUUGAUGGCUCUAGGCUCGGCCACGAAUAGAACCUCCCUUUGGUAGGAAAAUUAUCAAUUUCAAUGACUUUCUUAGUUAUUGAAACGACGAGGAUUUGACUACUGGGCCAUGGCGAGCGCGCAAUUCGACUCAACGAGUGUUUGCUGUAGGGUAAACGAUGAAGUGAACCGCCAUUUACUGCAUUCGAUGCACAGUAACAAAGAAAAUGAUUCAAUCAUGUGUAGAUCACAGAGUGACUGUUCAUAUUGGAAGCCGAACUAUAACUGCCUAAGUAGCUUUG